Messenger RNA from Cuscuta epithymum, 2264 nucleotides. Lineage: Eukaryota; Viridiplantae; Streptophyta; Magnoliopsida; Solanales; Convolvulaceae. The record is from the annotation of a GenBank genome assembly.
AUUCCACCGGCUAACAUCAGCGACGGCGGUUGGCGGUGCUCCAAACACUAUAAGGGUAUUAUUGUCAAGACCCUUCUCCCUAUCUUCUUCCUCCACGACGGCGUCUCUGCCUACUCUGCCCCGACGUUCCUCAAAUUUCUCCAUCAUCCGAACAAAACGAAACAACUCCAGCAAAUCCCUUCCACAAAAACGAGGACCUAGAGAAAAGACUGGCCGAUGCACAGACUGGAAAAAAUUUCCAAACCUUAUUACUGCCCCUCUAACACUUAAUCCAAACAUAGUGUUUGGUUUUUGUGGUGAAUGGAAACCCUGUAAGCUCACUACAGUCCAAUACAUUGGCUAUGGAGAACGAUUUUAUUCGGUCUGCAUCCUUGAGAGCUAGCCGAAGAACUGACCGUAGUAACCACCAAUCAAAAGAUGGGGAGGACCAGUUCCUUCUAAGUGGAAAGGCGUAUCAAGAUUACCAGAUGAAGAUAUUGUGGAAGAAGGGCUUUAUUCGACUGCUACUUGUGGCAGGGAUUAUUUGGAUGUUUCUCAUCUGCAUUGUAUUGCUGUUUCAUCUCUGGACUUGUCAAUCUUCUGCAUCUUUCUUUUUAGCUCUUUGUAACAGAGACAGCAAGUUUUUUGGGAUGUUGAACACAAUGGGACUUGUGACACCCCCGCACCGUUGUCCAAUUCCGGUGGCAGAUGACCCAAAUAAAGUAGUUAUUCCAAAACUGAGAUCUACAGAAAGGUUUGUUCAGAGUCUCUCAUAUGUUGUAGAAAAUGUUACUGUACAUAGUGGAUCCCGCCCACUUCCUCUAUUUGGAGGAAACCAAACUUGGAAGCAAAGAGACCAGAGUUUUAUUGUGAAGCCAAAAAUGAAAGUGCAUUGUGGUUUCAUGCCAAAUGGUGGUGCCGAAAUGGCUAAGAAAGAUGUCGAAUAUGUAAAGCAGUGCCGCUUUGUGGUUGCCUCUGGCAUUUUUGAUGGAUAUGACACACCUCACCAACCAUCCAACAUAAGUGAACGCUCUCAAAAGCUUUUUUGCUUUCUUAUGACAGUGGAUGAAGUGUCUCUUGACUUUAUCAAGAAAAAUGCCACAGUCAGGGAGGAUAAUGGUGGUGGGCUGUGGAUGGGCAUAUGGCGUUUGGUUCUACUAAAAAACCAACCUUAUGAUGAACCUAGGAGAAAUGGCAAAGUUCCUAAGAUAUUAACCCACCGGCUAUUCCCUCAAGCACAAUACAGCAUUUGGAUUGAUGGUAAAAUGGAGCUAAUUAUUGAUCCCUUGCUUUUACUUGAAAGAUACUUAUGGCGUGGCAAGCAUACAUUUGCCAUUGCUCAGCACAAACAUCAUCGUAGUAUAUAUGAGGAAGCCGACUCAAACAAACGGAGAAAGCGUUAUGCUCGACCACUCAUUGAUCUUCACAUCAAAAUAUACCGUUAUGAAGGAAUGGAACCAUGGAGCCCAAAGAAAGGCACAGCCAGUGAUGUUCCCGAAGGGGCAAUAAUUAUACGAGAGCACACUGCAUUGAAUAACUUGUUUAGUUGCUUGUGGUUCAAUGAGGUUAACCUAUUCACGCCAAGAGAUCAGCUAAGCUUCGGUUAUGUUGUGUACAGGCUGGGGGGGAUGUUCAAAGCAUUCAUGUUCCCAAACUGUGAAUACAACUCCAUCUUUAUUUUACACCCUCAUACCCGUGAACAUUCAUCUAAAGUUGAAUGGGUGAAAUCUUUGGAUGAGUUUAAGGCAGGUGAUACUAGUUUGAAAGAGAGUAGGGGAGGGUUUGGCUUGUGGACCCCUUACCCAGGGAAUCUCAAAACAGUUGUAUUGCCACCUGUAAUCCGAAAAUCCAAAGCUGGAUGAUUCGAUAACUAUCUCCUGUCUUGUAAUUUUUUGAAAGUUAGCCUGGUUUCAUAGUUUUUUGCUGAAGGAAAACGGUUGCGAUUUUUCGCUAAAAUGCAUAAUUAUGCUGUUUACACAUUCUUGUAAGAGAAUGUCAUAAUCUUUGUUUUAUUUUUGGGUACUAACAAUUGUAUGCUGUGUAUUACACUAUUACCAUUAUCCACUCAUUUGUAAUUAGGCUAUGUAAUCAACAAUGUAAUCAAUGUAAUGUAAUGAGCAUUGGGAGCUAAUUAGGUCUGGACGUCUAGUGCUGUAGAUAGUAUAGAAGACUUAUUUGUCAUCUUUCCAAAUAUCGAAUAAGUUAAGAGUCUUAAGACAGUAUUCCAUCUUUCUCUGUACAAAUACUUGAAGGAGUUGAAGCUUUGUUCUUAUCAAGUUAUCAUC